CCAACACGCUCUCUGGUCGAUGGAAACGAUAGUGGGAUGUGCUAGGAGAGAUUUCGAAGACAGGGAAGAGCUCUAAAAGGAUGGAUGAGAGCGGGGGUGAUUGGAUGUUGUUGCGACCUUUCCAUCAGACUUUCUCCCCCCUUCAUCUAUGCUUCCCUCGUCUUUCUCCGUUUCAACAUGGAAUGUGUCACUGAACAGUCUUCCUGUAUUACAGAUUUAGAAGAUGCCGACCCGUUUCUCCAAUACCCGCAAACAUCGUGGACACGUCUCAGCCGGUAACGGGCGGGUCGGAAAGCACCGCAAACAUCCAGGUGGUCGUGGUCUCGCUGGUGGUCAGCACCACCACAGAACCAACUUCGAUAAGUACCAUCCCGGCUACUUUGGUAAAGUCGGUAUGCGCUACUUCCACCUCACCCGUAACCAGUACUGGCGCCCCAUUAUCAACGUCGACAAAUUAUGGACUCUUGUCCCCACGGAGGAGAAGAAGGGUAUGACAGAGGGUUCAGACGUCGUCCCUGUCAUUGACACUUUGAGACAUGGGUACGGAAAGGUUUUGGGCAACGGGCAACUACCCAAACUUCCUUGCAUCGUAAAAGCACGCUACGUGUCCAAGCUUGCCGAGGAAAAAAUCAAAGAGGCUGGAGGUGUAGUUUCGCUCAUUGCAUGAGUUUGUGUAGCUUAGUUAUUUUUCUCUUACUUUUCUCCCACUCUCAUAACAUGCCGCAUGUCAUACUUUGACC
This is a messenger RNA of Marasmius oreades (fairy-ring Marasmius), 740 nucleotides long. RefSeq lists its product as uncharacterized. Bases 224 to 667 code for a protein of 147 amino acids. The transcript has 4 exons. Lineage: Eukaryota; Fungi; Basidiomycota; Agaricomycetes; Agaricales; Marasmiaceae. The record is from RefSeq and is a predicted model, not a curated record. Gene Ontology annotation, cellular component: cytosolic large ribosomal subunit. Gene Ontology annotation, molecular function: structural constituent of ribosome. Gene Ontology annotation, biological process: translation.